CAGAUAUUUGAUUACUCACAGCUUAAAAAUCUUCAACAUUUGUAGAGAAGCUGCAAAGCCAUAUCCCUUCCAUCUUUGAAAACAAGAAACGACAAUGGAAAGCGAAACAGCAAGACGCAGAAUCAGCAACAUUGCAUCCCAUUUUUCACCCUGUGAUGAUACUUUAUCUGUUUCUCACCUUCUUCCCAUGAACUGUAGUGGGAGAUGUGAUAAUAGAAUGUACUUUGCACGUCAAGGUUCAGCAUUUCAAGCUUGCUUCAUGAGACAAGUUUCAAGACCAGAGAGAACUGCUCCUCAGUGUUCUGCACCUCCCAAAUCCGUUUCCACUCCAUUGGAGAGUUCUAAUGCUAUUGAAGCACCAUUAUUUUCUAGACCUACAAUGAUGGAUUCAAACUUGUCAAAUUUAGCAAAAAUAGAACCUCUGGGACUAGAUUGGAGAUUAUCCAUGCCUGACCCUCCUAAGUUUGCUAGACCAAAUAAAAAUACAAGUGAUAAGAUGCCAUUGCAAUCUAAGAAGAAUACAUGUUGGUCCAUAUCUAAUGGCACUAAAUGGUCCCCUAAGAUGGAUGUUGCAGAAUCUGGACACAAUUAUAUUAUGAUGGUUGAAGUUCCAGGUGUCAGCAUUGGUGACAUUAGAGUGGAGGUUGAUGACCAAAAUUUAACGGUGAGGGGUAAACGGUCUAGCCAUUGUUGGAAACUAGCUGCUGAUUGCUCUGAUGGCUCAAUCUCUGCAUAUCACAAAAGGGAGAUAUCACAAGGGCCUUACCAGGUUGUGUGGCCACUUCCUGCUAAUGUAAACAGGGACAGUGUCUCAGCUGAGUUUCUAGAUGGAUUUUUACGUAUUGUUAUUCCUAAACUUUGAGAUCAAACUGGUGGUGGAAGCAUUCAUGCACAUAUAUGAAGACAAACUUAUGUACUAUCCAUUUAUGUUCGAUGCCUACUCUCAGUAUCUGUUGCUGUUAUUAAAUUGUUAGCAAGGACUUUGUAAAUCCGUACUAAAAUAAUAUAGUUCAUACGAAUUUUGUGAAUUUAGAACAAAAUUACAAAUUCGGAAAUUGUUGGAUUAGUUCAAAAA
Messenger RNA from Gossypium raimondii (Peruvian cotton), 1075 nucleotides. RefSeq lists its product as uncharacterized. The transcript has 6 exons. The coding region runs from base 95 to 862 and encodes 255 amino acids. Gene Ontology annotation, biological process: response to heat. Lineage: Eukaryota; Viridiplantae; Streptophyta; Magnoliopsida; Malvales; Malvaceae. The record is from RefSeq and is a predicted model, not a curated record.